Molecule: messenger RNA, 1857 nt
Organism: Alnus glutinosa
Lineage: Eukaryota; Viridiplantae; Streptophyta; Magnoliopsida; Fagales; Betulaceae
Product: serine/threonine-protein kinase BSK5-like
Exons: 10
Coding region: 303-1778 (491 amino acids)
Biological process (GO): protein phosphorylation; brassinosteroid mediated signaling pathway
Molecular function (GO): ATP binding; protein binding; protein kinase activity
Source: RefSeq, a predicted model, not a curated record
AGGGAGCAGAGAAUGAUGAGCUGGUGAGAGAAAGUGUGAGAAACGGAAAAACAAAUUAUUAAAACCUCUCAGAUCCAAAAAGUUUACUUCUUUUUUUCUUUUCUCUUUUCUCUCACUUUCUCGCUGCCCAAACAACCAAACAAAUCUUUCUCUUUCUCUUGCUUUUAUUUUUUUAUAUAUCUCUCUCAUUUUCCCAGCCUAUCCUCAUCUCUCAUCUCUAAGAAAGUGAUAGAAAGAGAAGAGAGAGGGAGAGAGAGAGAGAGAUCAGUUACGUAUUGACUUUUCUCGGUGUAGGAUUUCCAAUGGGAGCUCGUUGCUCCAAAUUGUCGCUCUGCUUUUGGGCGUCGAACAUCAAAUCCAGUCUGAACGACUUGUCCGACAUUGAGAAAGGGGGAAGAGAUUGCAAGGACGCGUUGCCUGGGUUCAGCGAGUUCAGCUUGGAUCAGCUCAGAGUUGCUACUACUGGAUUCUCUUCCGAGAACAUUGUCUCGGAGCACGGAGAGAAAGCUCCCAAUGUUGUGUAUAGAGGAAAGCUCGAAGAUGAAAGCUUGAUCGCCGUUAAGCGCUUCAACAAGUCGGCCUGGCCCGAUUCUCGCCAAUUCAUAGAGGAGGCGAGGACGGUGGGGCAGCUAAGGAGUGAGCGGUUGGCGAAUUUGAUAGGGUGUUGCUGUGAAGGGGAGGAGAGGUUGCUUGUGGCUGAGUUCAUGCCUAAUGAGACUCUUUCUAAACAUCUUUUCCAUUGGGAGGCCCAGCCAAUGAAAUGGGCAAUGAGGCUGAGAGUGGCUUUGUAUUUGGCACAAGCUUUGGACUAUUGCAGCAGUAAAGGCAGGGCGUUGUACCAUGACCUUAAUGCUUACAGAGUUUUGUUUGAUAAGGAUGGAAAUCCCAGGCUCUCCUGCUUUGGCCUUAUGAAGAAUAGCCGAGAUGGCAAGAGCUAUAGUACAAACUUGGCCUUCACCCCUCCAGAAUACUUGAGAACAGGAAGAGUGACAUCAGAAAGUGUAGUUUACAGCUUUGGCACCCUAUUGCUUGAUCUCCUCAGUGGCAAACACAUCCCCCCAAGCCAUGCACUUGACCUGAUACGUGGAAAGAAUUUUCUGAUGCUGAUGGACUCAUGUUUGGAGGGUCAUUUCUCAAAUGAUGAUGGGACUGAGUUAGUGCGAUUAGCUUCACGCUGUUUACAGUAUGAACCUCGGGAGAGGCCAAAUGCUAAGUCUCUUGUGACUGCUCUCACUCCUCUUCAGAAGGAAAAAGAUGUCCCAUCAUAUGUUUUGAUGGGCAUAAAACACGGAACUGCAUCCCCAAAGGAAACAUUGCCAUUGACACCUUUGGGUGAAGCUUGCUCAAGAAGGGAUCUUACAGCAAUACAUGAAAUGUUGGAAAAGGUUGGAUAUAGGGAUGAUGAGGGUGUUGCAAAUGAGCUUUCCUUCCAAAUGUGGACAAAUCAAAUACAGGAAACACUGAAUUCUAAGAAGCGUGGAGAUACUGCUUUUCGAGCUAAGGACUUUGCUACUGCCACUGAUUGUUAUACACAAUUCAUCGAUGGUGGGACCAUGAUAUCACCAACCGUGUUUGCCAGGCGCUGCUUGUGUUACUUGAUGAGUGACAUGCUACAAGAAGCUCUUGGAGACGCAAUGCAAGCCCAGGUAAUAUCUCCUGAUUGGCCUACUGCCUUCUAUCUUCAGGCAGCAGCGCUCUUCAGCCUUGGGAUGGACAAUGAUGCACAGGAAAGUCUCAAAGAUGGCACAUCCUUGGAAGCCAAAAAACAUAUUAACUGAAAUUGUAUAGCAUUUUUUUUUCUUCUUUCAUUAGAGAAAAAAAAAAGGAAAAAAAAAAAAAAAAAAGAGUAUAGAAAAA